CGGAAGUAGUUUUAUUGUGCCGUACUAGUACACCGUAAAGCCUCGGCGUUACGUGUGUGUUAAAACAUGGGAUAGAUGAGAAAACUGAGCGGUAUGCAACGGUGAUCCAGGAAGCUGGGUCUCGGGUCAGUGCUGUCGCUCCCUCGGUGGACACGGGAGUCCCGCUCUUUGGCAGAGAAACCCCCAGCAUGGACCUCUGUCCACAACAACCGGCGCCGCUGUUUACAUUCGGCGCGAUCGCCGACAUUCAGUACGCGGACAUUGAUGACGGAUUCAAUUUCUCCCGGACAACGAAGCGGUACUACCGGAGCAGCCUGCAGCUGCUGCGGAACGCCUUGGAAAGUUGGUCCCGCUCGGCUGUCAGGCCCGACUUCAUCCUCCAGCUCGGGGACGUGAUCGACGGCUUCAACAAGCCCAGCGGCGCCUCGCAGCGAGCGCUGGACGCGGUGGUGCGGGAGUUCGCCUCCUGCCCGGUCAAGGUGCACCACGUGUGGGGCAACCACGAGUUUUAUAACUUCAGCAGGCGCCAGCUGAUGGGGUCGCCGCUGGACAGCAGCCUGUACGCGGACCGGAGGCCGAAGCAGGGUGACAUCUACGCCUACAAGUUUAGCCCGUUCCCCGGGUUUGUAUUUGUUGUUCUGGACGCCUACGACGUGAGCCUGCUGGGCAUACCGGAGUCCAGUGAACGUUACAACAAGGCCAUGAAUCUGAUUAAGCUGCACAACGACAAGGAGGAUCUCAACUGUCCGCCAGAGUUGCCGUGCCACAGUCGGUUUACGAUGUUUAACGGCGGGUUCAGUCAGGAACAGCUGGACUGGCUGGACUCGGUGCUGUCAGUGGCGGACGAGAAACAGGAAAAAGUUAUUCUCGUCAGUCACAUUCCAGUGCACCCCGGUUCCACGGACUAUGUCUGCCUCGCGUGGAACCACGAGGACCUCCUGGCCGUCACUCGCUCCCACAGCUGCGUGGUGUGUUAUAUGGCUGGCCACGCCCACAGCGGCGGCUACUGCCUGGACACAGGCGUGCACCACCUGACGCUGGACGGGGUGAUCGAGACCCGACCCGACAGCGACGCCUACGCCACGGUCUCCGUCUACCCGGACAGGAUGGAGCUGACGGGGAGCGGCAGGGUCAUGGACCGGGUGUUUCUGUUUUCCUGAUGACUCGGCCUAUGUGGCGGGGGGACGGUCACGUCAUUAAAAUGUUCCGCACAUUUUCUGCCAGAUUUUCUGGGUCACUUUAAUUGACGCGAUGUACGUCUCGUAGCGGAAGACCGACAAACGAAGUAGGAAUAUGCAGCUUAUUAAGCAAUGUCUCCCAAAAUGUCUUGCACUUGAAUUUGAAUCGAAAAUAAUUGCGUUUGCACAUUUAUUUAUAUAGGAGUAUUUUCAAAGAAAUUCAUGUUGGUGUUGGUUUGUAUCCCACUGUACAGAACUGAGGUUCUACUAAUGGGUAGUUGUGCACUGACGUAAGCACAGAUCUCUAAGAUUUUACUCUGGAAAUCCGUGACUAUAAUAAUAAUAAUAAUAAUAAAAAAAACAUUUAUAUAAUAAGUGUUGAGUUGAAUGGA
This is a messenger RNA of Xiphophorus maculatus (southern platyfish), 1570 nucleotides long. RefSeq names its product ADP-ribose/CDP-alcohol diphosphatase, manganese dependent (gene adprm). Bases 189 to 1160 code for a protein of 323 amino acids. The record is from RefSeq and is a predicted model, not a curated record. The transcript is spliced from 3 exons. Gene Ontology annotation, molecular function: ADP-ribose diphosphatase activity; CDP-glycerol diphosphatase activity; 2',3'-cyclic-nucleotide 2'-phosphodiesterase activity. Lineage: Eukaryota; Metazoa; Chordata; Actinopteri; Cyprinodontiformes; Poeciliidae.